Anopheles coustani is the source of this 1823-nucleotide messenger RNA. It is a transcript of the gene Reg-5, whose product is annotated as rhythmically expressed gene 5 protein. The transcript has 3 exons. The record is from RefSeq and is a predicted model, not a curated record. The coding region runs from base 819 to 1823 and encodes 334 amino acids. Lineage: Eukaryota; Metazoa; Arthropoda; Insecta; Diptera; Culicidae.
CGACGGAGUAGAUCGCGUUGCAGUUUGCAGCAACUGUUACAGUGCGUAGUAGUACAGGAGAGAAAAUAAAAUAUAAAAAAACACAGAGAAAACAACCAUCCGUGGGAACGGUAAGCAAAGUUGUGAAAAUAAUCGUUCGAGAAACAAUAAUUGUGAUUAAACGGGUUGCAAAUCCGAUCAGUGUAACUUAAACAAAAUUGCAACGGUGUACGGGGAAGAAAAUUGCAAAACUAAGAACAAAAACAGCAAACACAAAAUAGUGCAACAGUGAGACCGUGGCGGCGGAAGAGAACUAGCUAGUGAAGCGAAUGCCCUAAUGUGGAGCGGGUCGUAAAGUGAGAACACCCUUCGUGUGACGUGGAUUUGGUUUCACUUCGGUUUACCGUUGGCGGAAGGAAACGAGCGCGAAAGCAAAAGAAAACUGCAAAUCCGCACACCUUUCCACACGAAACAAUCGAAACCGCAGGAGGAAGCAAGUGAAUGAGCGGAAGGAGCGAAACAGUACACCGGAAAAGGGGUUAAGAGAUCGUGUGCCGAGGGGAUAGAAGGCUGGAAGGAAGGAAGGAAGGAAAAAACACUUACAACUUGUAGGGAAAUAGGCGAUCCGGAAGUGCAGUGUCUUGCAGGGCAGAAAGGUAGUUCCGCGAUUGAAGGGAAAAGAUAAACCCAACAAACGGGCAGUGAUCACCGAACGGUUAGCUUCAAUGCAAACAUAAGCGACGAACCUUUCGGAUUAGCUCUGAUCCAGUGGUGGAACGUUUGUGGUGAUUGAAUCAAGCUAGAAAAUUAAAGGAAAUCAAACAAAAAAGUGCGGUAAAAUGGCUGCCGGACGAAAAGUCAGCCUCAGUGCGGCGGUGAUCGUGGUGUCGAGUCUGGUGACUGCGUGUUCCGGAUCGGCCAUUCCGAUGUGGGAAUUCCUGAGCCGCGGCGAGAAGAUGUCGCAUCUGUACACGAUGUUCGCCAAGCAGGUGUCGAGCUACUGCAAAGGCUCCCAAGACAUGCCGACCAACAUGUGCAAGCGGAAUCUGCUGAUGUACGGUAUCAACAAGCUGCAGGACAUGAACGAGUCGCACCUGGACUCGAUGGACCCGUACCAGCGUGGCGCUACCGAUAUAAUCUGGGACGCCAUGAUGGACGGUCACACGAAGAACGGCAAAAGGAAGACGCAAACGACGGCCGCUCCGGCGUACAUUAUGAGCGAGCAGUACGAGCACAACCCGCUGUUCGACGAUCCAGCACCGACGGACGGUGUGCGUAAGAGCGCCGGUAGCAUCAGCAAAUACGGCAUGGACUACGACUAUGGCAACGGACCGACCGGAAUGGAAGUUCAGUACGCGGAACCUCAGAACCAUCUGCCGCAGGAGGCGUCGACCAACGUCGACUAUAGCUAUCAGUACAGACCGGCGCCGUCGACGCACUUUAACAAUCUGGCACCGUACGAGCAGACCAGCAACUACCUGACCGGACCGAUGGUGGUGCGACUCCGACCGGACGGAACGCCCGUGGAGGAGGAUAAGGUGCAGCCGACGCAGCCGCGCGUGCCCAAGGACGACGACAUUAAGGAGAUGACACUCGGCAAGGAGAAGAUGCCCAGCUUCCAGCAGAUCUACGACAGUCUCAAGCAGAACGAGGAACACCAUCUGCCAUCGACGGUGGCUCCGGUGUCUUCCACGACGACUACGACGACGACUGCCCUGCCUCCAACGUAUGCGGCCCCCCUGCCGGCUGUUGCGCCCACUCAGCAAGUGUACGCCUUCGUUCAGCGCCUCCCGAACUACCUCCGGUCGUACCGUACCGCAUACCGGGUGUACAAUGCUCACUAA